AUGAGCAGCAAUACGGGAGACAAUUUUGGUGGCUGGCUGGUGCGCGUUAGGAGUGGUGGCGCGGAUACCCUUUCUUGUGGCGGUUCAUACUAUGCCCCCAUAUUGGUGAUAUCGUCGGCCAAUUGCAUUCACCCAUUUCGAUACCAGCUGGACGACGCCAGCGUAGUGACCACCGCCAACGCGGAAGAUGAGGAUUACAACUUCUCCCUUGUGGACACUGUGUACAGUCCAAAUGAGUUCGUAGAAUACAGAACCAACAUGGACAUUGCGUUGGUAAGGCUGACCACCCCCUUGAAAGGCACAAUGACCGAGUUCAUUAAAUUGACCAACACUUGGGCAACCAACGACAUGGUUUUUAGUACAUUUGGAUGGGGCUUCGACAGCCUGGACGUGCAGCCAGCCACAGAUGAGCCAAGAAUGAUAUGUUCGACUGCAUAUACGAUGGCGGCUCUCCGUUAG
Messenger RNA from Drosophila novamexicana, 459 nucleotides. RefSeq names its product trypsin iota-like. Gene Ontology annotation, biological process: proteolysis. The record is from RefSeq and is a predicted model, not a curated record. The coding region runs from base 1 to 459 and encodes 152 amino acids. Lineage: Eukaryota; Metazoa; Arthropoda; Insecta; Diptera; Drosophilidae. Gene Ontology annotation, molecular function: serine-type endopeptidase activity. The transcript has 2 exons.